AUGUUUCUGAGACGGAAGCCACCUCAAUUGCCGUUAGUGGAGGAGCUUCAACUGACGUACAAUGAUUGUUGUAAUUUAACUAUUAGAAACUUAACGUUGGAAGAGCAUAAUAAGGUUGAGGAUGCAUUAAAAGGAUGGAAGUCAUUACAUACGUCUUUAUUAUUUAAAAUAGAAGCAUUUGAUAAACAAGUGACCAGACCCGACAGUGAAGAGAGCACACUCUUGGAAGAGUUGAAACGAAUUAGGGACGAGAAUGUUAAGCAUCUCAUAAGGUCGCAAUUAAGAAUGGACGAAAUCACAAGGAAACAGAAUACCAGUAGUAGUAGUAAGCCUGCAAUAAAGGUGACACAGAGCUCGCAAGGGUCAUCGAUGACCGUGCCAUCUUUAAGGGGUGGUCUGGCAUCACGAUCGUUGACCAAUACGAAUGCAUCUAACCAGCGAAGAAUGUUGAAGUCUUUGAGACCAGGUGUCCCCCAACAAAAGUCGUUGAAUAGUAAGGGAGCGACGCAGGCGUCAAAAGCAGCAACUGUUUCAUGGCAAAAGCCCUCGAAUACUAAAGUUCCCACCAUAAAGCCUGUCAAGGAUGAUAUGUUUGAGGAUUUUGAUCAGGACUCGUUUGAAUUUUUUGAUUCCAACUGGGAGAGAAUCGACUCUCCUCCAAACUUGAUAGAUUUAGAUGCCCCAUUAAACAAUGAUAAUAGCGACUCUAAUGACUACUUUGGUCAGGGUUUGUCUAGUAAUGGAAAAAAGACAAAUGGCGUGCAUGAUGCCAGUUCCUCUAUGGAAAACUUAACGAUUAAUAACGAUUUUCCUAAGCCCAGAAUAAGUAAACCAUCUGGAGGACAAAAUUUAAAACUACAACCAAAAUUGUCGGACUAUGCGUCAAAAAGCACUUCUGAUAUUGGUGCGGUACAAAAUGAUGGAGAGAAUAAAGGUGUAUACGUGUACAACAAGCCAAAGCCAUUGAACAUUAAUAGAUUAAUGAAAGGUCAACAACUGAAAUCACAAGCUUCGAGAAGUCCUGUUAGACAGGCUCCCGCACCAAAACCAAAACCAAAACCACAACCACAACCACAGGCAAAACAACAACCAGUUUAUAAAGCCAAACCAGUUGCGAAAGCCCCACAAUCCCUGAUGCAACCCCCAAAAAAGUCAAAUAUUUCUUACAACUAUAUACCCGGAAAUCAGUCUACGAACAAACCCAGACAAAACCCAAAAAAGACGAUUGCAACCACAGCAGCCUCUGCUUCACAAGCAAAGACAAGAACAGCCGAACCCAAAAAGAUUGGGAAAGAUGAUGAAGUACCGAUGUCCCCAACAAUGGAUGACAUUCUAGGAGGAUACGAUGAUAACAAACCAUUAGAUGAAGAGAUGGAAAAAGCCUUGAAAGAUUCUUUGGACGAAACCGAUGACCCUAAUAGGCCUUUGAACGAGGAUGAACAGGCGGCUCUUAUUGCAUCUAUCAGAGGUAUAGAUCCAUUAGCAGCAACGCAAAUCUUGAACGAUAUAGUUGUACAUGGUGACGAGGUUUAUUGGGACGAUAUCGUUGGUUUGGAAAGUGCUAAGAACUCGUUGAAGGAAGCAGUCGUUUAUCCGUUUUUAAGACCCGAUCUUUUCAAGGGAUUGAGAGAACCAACAAGGGGUAUGCUUUUAUUCGGCCCACCUGGUACUGGUAAGACUAUGUUGGCUCGUGCUGUAGCAACAGAAUCCAAAUCGACGUUUUUCUCUAUCAGUUCCUCUUCUCUUACUUCCAAGUACUUGGGAGAAUCAGAAAAAUUGGUCAAAGCAUUGUUCUUGAUCGCACGAAAGCUCGCUCCGUCUAUUGUUUUCGUUGACGAAAUAGACUCGCUUUUGAGUUCUAGGUCAGAUGGAGACGCUGAGAGUUCUAGAAGAAUUAAAAAUGAGUUUUUAAUUCAAUGGUCUGAACUCAGUAGUGCCGCCGCAGGUAGAGAUAAAGACGAUGGAGACGAUGUUUCCAGGGUAUUGAUCUUGGGUGCCACAAACUUGCCAUGGUCCAUCGAUGAGGCUGCGCGUAGAAGAUUUGUUAGAAGACAGUAUAUUCCUUUACCCGAAGAUGAAACUCGUAAAUCGCAGAUCAUCAAAUUAUUAGCCCACCAGAAGAAUACACUUCUGGAAGACGACUACAAUGAAUUAAUUGCAUUGACUAAGGGCUUCAGUGGAUCAGAUAUUACUGCAUUGGCCAAGGACUCAGCAAUGGGUCCAUUGCGGUCGUUGGGAGACAAAUUGCUCGAUACUCCAACCGAGAAUAUCCGUCCCAUCAAUCUAGAUGACUUCAAAAAUAGUUUGAAGUAUAUCCGCCCAAGUGUUCUGAGUGAAGGUUUGGUUGAAUACGAAAAUUGGGCAAUUAAAUUUGGAUCAUCGGGUGUAUAG
Molecule: messenger RNA, 2391 nt
Organism: Debaryomyces fabryi
Lineage: Eukaryota; Fungi; Ascomycota; Pichiomycetes; Serinales; Debaryomycetaceae
Gene: YTA6
Product: putative AAA family ATPase
Exons: 1
Coding region: 1-2391 (796 amino acids)
Molecular function (GO): ATP hydrolysis activity; ATP binding
Source: RefSeq, a predicted model, not a curated record